This is a messenger RNA of Anthostomella pinea, 1116 nucleotides long. Lineage: Eukaryota; Fungi; Ascomycota; Sordariomycetes; Xylariales; Xylariaceae. The record is from the annotation of a GenBank genome assembly.
AUGCCCAACUCGAAGAACCACCCCCUGGUUUCCCACCAACCGAUCAAGCUGUUAUUUCAGCUGACUUACCUUGGCACGGUCGUCGCCCGUCUCCCCAUCUGGAUCAUCGCCUCUUUGGUCCCUGCCCUCAGACCGCACCCAGAAUGGACGGCGAAGCAAACGUUCCUGGCCCGAGUCGCCCAUGUCGUCACAGACCUGGACUCUCGCAUUGGUAUCACGCAGACGCUAUCCCUCGAGCCUCAGAAGGAAGGCAGUCGAUUCCGGCUCGUCAAACCGCUGCCUCGAGAGUUCUUCAGUGGGCCCCUCGAGUCUGACAUCGAGCCUGAGACUGUUGGAGGCACUUGGUAUCCAGAAGCACCCUCAGCUCCUGAGAUAGCGUCCAAGACCGUUAUCCUUCACCUUCAUGGUGGUGCCUUCGUCCUAGGAGACGGCCGCACCGAAUUCAGCGGAUUCACGGGGAAGAACUUCGUUGAGCAAGAGGGCCUCGACUAUGUCUUUAUGCCUCAGUAUCGCUUAUCAGGCUACCGGGGUGUCAACCCUUUCCCCGCAGCCUUGCAGGACUGCUUUGCUGCCUAUAUGUAUCUUCUCAACGACCUCAAGAUACCCUCGAAUCAUAUCACUCUCUCUGGAGAUAGCGCCGGCGGCAAUCUUGUCAUCGCUAUGUUGAGAUACAUCGAGGAGCGCGGAGACAGACUCAAAAUCCCCAGGCCUCGGGCCAUCGCUUUGCUGUCGCCAUGGGUCUCACCCAUGGAGUUCGAUAUCGCUGAUAAGCCUAACCGGGCGGUGGACUACACGCCCACCUCAUUUUUGCGCUGGGGAGCUGAGACUUACCCCGGACAUGUGUCACACGCCAGAUCGCACCCUUACAUCACGCCUUUGGGCAAUCCUUUUGCGACCUGGGUGCCUAUCUUUGUCAAUACUGGGUCUGCCGAAGUAUUCCUGGACGACAACACGCGUUGGGUGGAUGAGAUGAAGAAGGUUGAAGGCAACAGCGUUGAACUACACCUUGAAAAUGCUGCUGUUCACGAUACUUUCUUGAUCGGCGAGCGGCUCGGGUUUGAUGCAAGCGCCCGUGAUGUGGCUUCAGUCUUGAGAGAUUUCGUACGCAAGGCUUAG